This is a messenger RNA of Colletotrichum chrysophilum, 867 nucleotides long. RefSeq lists its product as uncharacterized. The record is from RefSeq and is a predicted model, not a curated record. Gene Ontology annotation, molecular function: oxidoreductase activity. Lineage: Eukaryota; Fungi; Ascomycota; Sordariomycetes; Glomerellales; Glomerellaceae. Gene Ontology annotation, cellular component: cytosol. The coding region runs from base 1 to 867 and encodes 288 amino acids. The transcript has 4 exons.
AUGCAACCCCCUCUGCCCUCCGCCACGCCGACAUGGCACAACGACACCUACGAUGCCAUAUCCCCCUCCCGGCCGGAGCUGAGCGCAGCGGGGAAGACGGCCGUCGUGGUCGGAGCGGGGAGCGGAAUUGGCCGAGAGACUGCCCUAGCGUUUGCUGCUGCCGGGGCGGCCCGAGUCAUUCUUCUUGGCCGCUCAGAGAGCGCGUUAAGCACCACCAAAUCCUCUCUGCCGCCGUCUGUUCAGUCCGAGACGUUCGUGACCGAUAUCACGAGUGAGGAGACGUUGAUCAAGGUGGCAGCCGCGAUCGGCAAGUGGGAUAUUCUUGUCCUGACCGCUGGCUACACCUCGCCCCCGUCCACCAUCGCGGGGUCCACCUCCGACGAAUGGUGGCUGAACUUCGAGACGAACACCAAGGGCACAUACCUGGUAACCAAGUCGUUCCUGCCCACGGCUAACCCCUCACAUGCGUCUGUCAUCGCUUUGACGACCGGCACCACGGCACUGCCGGUGUCCAUGGUGCCCGGCCUGUCGCCGUACAUGGCGUCCAAGCUGGCGCAGACCAAAAUCGUCGAGUUCCUCGCGGCGGAGAACCCGAAUCUGUUCGCCGUCAAUCUGCACCCGGGCAUGGUAGAGACCGACAUCUUCAAAAAGAGCGGUGCCAAGGCGGAGGCCCUGCCGAUGGAUAAAGUCCAACUCCCCGCCCAUUUUGCUGUGUGGUUGACCAGCCCGGAAGCUGCCUUCCUGAACGGACGCUCGGUCUGGGCCAACUGGGAUGUGGAGGAGCUCAAGAAGAGUGCGAAAGCGAUUGAAGCUGGCCCGCUCUACACCAGCGGCAUCAACGGGUGGCCAUUUUCCCCUCUCGCUUGA